Acanthisitta chloris (rifleman) is the source of this 1387-nucleotide messenger RNA. It is a transcript of the gene JMJD4, whose product is annotated as jumonji domain containing 4. Gene Ontology annotation, cellular component: cytoplasm; nucleus. The record is from RefSeq and is a predicted model, not a curated record. Gene Ontology annotation, molecular function: histone H4R3 demethylase activity; sequence-specific DNA binding. Gene Ontology annotation, biological process: protein hydroxylation; negative regulation of gene expression; positive regulation of translational termination. The transcript has 6 exons. NCBI's taxonomy places the organism in Eukaryota, Metazoa, Chordata, Aves, Passeriformes, Acanthisittidae. Bases 14 to 1297 code for a protein of 427 amino acids.
GCAUCCAGCCUGCAUGGACAGGGCCACUUUUGCCUGUUCCACUGCCUUUUUCCGUGACCACAGCACAGCAGCUCAGGGUGCAUUUUGCCUCCCCGGGGGACACGUUGAUUUUAUUGAAAAAGUAGAUUCCUUCACUUACUCGGAUUUUUUCCGGGAUUAUUUGAUUCCCAACCAUCCCUGUGUUUUCUCAGCCAAGUUCACUGAAGACUGGGGUGGCAGGAGAAAUUGGGUGACUCGGGAUGGGAAGCCUAACUUUGAUCAUCUGCUGCAGAAGUUUGGAGAGGCUGUAGUGCCUGUGGCCAACUGUGAUGUCAAGGAAUACAAUUCCAACCCUAAGGAGCAGCUGCCCUUCAAGGAGUAUGUGAAGUACUGGAAGGAGUACAUUAAAAAUGACUAUCGCUCCUCCCGAGGGUGCCUCUACCUAAAGGAUUGGCACCUGAGCAGAGCUUUCCCAGAGCAAGAUGUUUACACAACUCCUGUGUACUUCUCCUCUGAUUGGCUCAAUGAGUACUGGGAUGCUGUGGCUGUGGAUGACUAUCGCUUUGUCUACAUGGGACCUAAGGGUUCCUGGACACCAUUCCAUGCUGAUGUCUUCCGUUCCUACAGCUGGUCAGCAAAUAUAUGUGGCAGAAAGAAAUGGCUCUUGUAUCCUGCAGGACAGGAGGAAUACCUGAAGGACCUUCAUGGCAACUUACCUUUUGAUGUCACUGCACCCAAUCUUCAGGACAAGAGUGUUUACCCUCGCUACAACCAAAGCCAACCCCCUGUGGAGAUCGUGCAGGAAGCAGGGGAGAUUGUCUUCAUUCCCAGUGGAUGGCAUCAUCAGGUUUACAACCUGGAGGACACAAUUUCCAUUAACCACAACUGGGUGAAUGGCUGCAAUGUGGCUAUCAUGUGGUGCUUCCUGCAGGAUGAAUUAGCUGCUGUCCAACGGGAAAUCAAUCAGUGGAAAGACCCUAUGGAUGACUGGCACCUUCAAUGCCAGCUGAUCAUGAAGUCCUGCACAGGUAUAGACUACAAAGAAUUCUACAACUUCCUCAAAGUUAUUGCAGAGAACAGGAUUUCUGUCUUGGAAAAAGGUCUGGAUGAUGAAGCUUCAGCCAAGAACACCCCAAAAGCUGCUAUUUCCACCCUGGGCAUGCUCCAUGCUGUGUUUGACCUGAAGAGAACUGUGAAGGUGUUGACAUCAUUAAGUGCUAAUGAAGACUUCAAGAAACUAGACCUGACAUCACUCUCUCCACCUCCUGAGGCUUUGCUCCACCACCUGAAAGCAGCAAUAGAUACAGCCCUGCUCUGACUUCCUAUUUACUCACUUCUUUGUGAAAUGAACCUUUUCCAAAGGGUUUGGAGGAGACUAACUCCUCCCUGUUUUCUAGCUGGUGCAGUU